This is a messenger RNA of Owenia fusiformis, 1533 nucleotides long. NCBI's taxonomy places the organism in Eukaryota, Metazoa, Annelida, Polychaeta, Sabellida, Oweniidae. The record is from the annotation of a GenBank genome assembly.
AUUAAAUACGGCUUUACUUGGAGUCAGUUAUGACAUUAGGAAAAUGAGGGUAGCAUCCGAAUACAUCGUGCUGAUUGUCUGGAUUCAUCUGAUAAAAGAUACCUCACCAAGUUGGGUGGAUUAUCCAUCAGGGGCAUGUCUGGAAGGAUUCAACGACGUAAGAAAAGACUAUGUCAAUUCUAUGGCCGAUUGCAAAACACUGUGUGAAGCUGAGACAACAAUUGUAUGCCGAUCAAUUGAUUAUGGUGUACACAACAACCCUACAACCCAACCAACUACACAAAAUGAAGUAACUACUAAGCCUACUACCCAACCAACUACACAAAAUGAAGUAACCACUGAGCAAACUACCAAACCAACUACACAAAAUGAAGUAACUACUGGGUCUACUGCCCAACCAACUACACAAAAUGAAGUAACUACUAAGCCUACUACCCAACCAACUACACAAAAUGAAGUAACCACUGAGCAAACUACCCAACCAACUACACAAAAUGAAGUAACCACUGAGCAAACUACCCAACCAACUACACAAAAUGAAGUUACUACUAAGCCUACUACCCAACCAACUACACAAAAUGAAGUAACCACUGAGCAAACUACCCAACCAACUACACAAAAUGUAGUAACUACUGGGUCUACUGCCCAACCAACUACACAAAAUGUAGUAACUACUGGGUCUACUGCCCAACCAACUACACAAAAUGUAGUAACUACUGGGUCUACUGCCCAACCAACUACACAAAAUGAAUUAACUACUGAACCAACUACUCAAUCAACAUCAAAAAAUGAAAUAACUACUCAGCCUAGUGCUCAAACAACUACCCAAAAUGAUGAAACUACUGAGCCGACUUCCCAAACAACGACACAAACUGAUGUGACUAGUAAGCCCAUUACCCAAACAACUAUACAAGAUGGAAAAACUGUUGAUUCAACUACCCAAACAACUAAACAAAACAAUACCCUUCAACAAACUACGACUUACAGUUUUGUUGCACCUAGAAUUCGUCCACUAUUUAUCAACGAAAUCAUAAAAGAAAAGCUGGAAUCUGAAGUGUAUAAACCUCCUAAGAAAAAAGAGCAUGUACCAGUCGAAGCAAAAUAUGCAGCGGUUGUUGGUGUGCCUCCCUGUAUAAUAAUUAUAAUUUCUGUCGGGCUAUUCGUUUUAUCUGAUUUGCCCAUGAUGUUUAGGCACAGUAGGAGAGGUUGUAGGUACAUCAAAAGUACUGUUCUGUUUUUGACCAGCAGGUCUCCGUAAGGACAAAUAUGUCUGACCAUUGCUGCCAAAUUUUAUGAAAUCUGUAAAAUACACUUCCGUCCAUAGAAAAGAAAAUCAGUAUUCUUUGAAAUAUUUUGGGAGAAAAAUCAUAGUUUGAAAGAUAAAGUGGCAAUUGGAAAACUCGGGAUUUUUGAAAAUAAAUGAAAUAAAAUUAGAGUUUACAAAAAAAUAAUUUGACACCAUUCGAAAAAAUCGGUAAAAAAUCGGGAUUGCCAAAAAUAGAACUGGUGAAACUAAGGAUUGACAAAGAAAAC